GAGAUUGCCCAGCUCCAUCACCCAAGGCAAGAGCGGCGUAGGGCAAACAGGCAGCCAUUCCCAAUGACGAUUCGGCUUUGAUCAGAGUAGCUAUAGUGCCAGAGUGUUCGGUGCAUUGCCUGUUUCGGCAGCUCAUCCGUUCUUCCGUGGGAAGGUUGUGUUCUGAGGUUCUUGUGGUACAUGAAGUUAUUGCCUUCACCAUCUGCUCCUGUAUCUUCCUCCCGGUGACAUCAGACAGUGCGGCAGGGUUUGCCUUCGCCGUCUAUCAGGCUGUUUGACUCAACUGUGCGUGCGCAUUCUUAUAAUGCCAGGAGAAUGAUCCUCCCCUAAGUCAGCUGAACGGAAGCCAGAAGUUCACGGCAAACAAGCGACUCAGCUCGCCUAACAGCAUGGAGGAGACCAGUUUCACUGCAGCUAACAGAGUAGAUGGUUGCUAAUUAGCCUGCAGUGUGACUACCAAAGGGAAGGGUUCCCUGCUCACCCGAAGAAGGGAAUCACUGUGCAGCCCCCAUCCUCUGAACCCACACAAGGAGGACAGAACGAGUGUCUCUGUUGAAUGGAGGAAGCGGACGCUGCGCAAGUGCUAGACUCUUUUCAAACGAUGGUCGCUCUCCCCUGGGUCUGACAAAGCCAGCCUGGCGACGCACCAGCAGGGUGAAACUUUAUUCUAGGAAUAUUUGUUUCAUCUAGUUCAUGAGCUCAAAUUAUAAGGACUCUAAAUGUUACAGAAGUGUUGAGAGAUUGCUCGGUCAUGAGCACCGACAGUAACUCACUGGCACGUGAAUUUCUGACGGAUGUCAACCGGCUUUGCAAUGCAGUGGUCCAGAGGGUGGAGGCCAGGGAGGAAGAGGAAGAGGAGACACACAUGGCAACCCUUGGACAUUACCUUGUCCAUGGCCGAGGAUUUCUGUUACUCACCAAGCUAAACUCUAUCAUUGAUCAGGCAUUGACGUGUAGAGAAGAACUCCUCACUCUACUCCUGUCACUCCUUCCCCUGGUAUGGACGAUACCUGUCCAAGAAGAGAAGGCAGCAGAUUUUAAUCUACCGUCCUCAGCUGAUAUAAUCCUGGCCAAAGAAAAGAACUCUAGUUCACAAAGAUCUACUCAGGAAAAAUUAUAUUUAGAAGGAAGUGCCCCAUCCGGUCAGGUUUCUGCAAAAGUAAAUGUUUUUCGAAAAAGCAGACGACAGCGUAAAAUCACCCACCGCUAUUCUGUAAGAGAUGCAAGAAAGACACAGCUCUCCACCUCAGAUUCAGAAGCCAAUUCAGAUGACAAGAGCAUGGCAAUGAAUAAGCACAGAAGGCCCCGUCUGCUACAGCAUUUCACAACACAGUCUCCUAAAGAAGACCACCUUACAGCUAAACUUGACCACUUAGCAACCAAAGAACGGACUCCUCCCGACACCAUGGCUUUGGAAAAUUCCAAGGAGAUCCUUCCAAGACAGGAGUCAAACACCGACAUUUUGAGUGAGCCAGCUGCCUUGUCGAUUCUCAGUCACAUGAACAAUUCCCCAUUUGACUUAUGUCAUGUUUUGUUAUCUUUAUUAGAGAAAGUUUGUAAGUUCGACAUUACCUUGAAUCAUAAUUCUGCUCUAGCAGCCACUGUAGUGCCCACGCUGACUGAAUUCCUAGCGGGCUUUGGGGACUGCUGUAAUCUAAGGGACAAUUUGGAGAGUCAGAUGGUUUCUGCAGGCUGGACUGAGGAACCGGUGGCUUUGGUUCAACGGAUGCUCUUCCGAACAGUGUUGCAUCUUAUGUCAGUGGAUAUUAGUGCUGCAGAGGUGAUGCCAGAAAAUCUUAGAAAAAACUUAACUGAAUUGCUUAGAGCAGCUUUAAAAAUUAGAACUUGCCUAGAAAAGCAGCCUGACCCUUUUGCACCAAGACAAAAGAGAACACUACAGGAGGUUCGAGAAGGCUUUGUGUUUUCAAAGUACCGUCACAGGGCCCUUCUCUUACCUGAGCUUCUGGAAGGAGUUCUGCAGAUCCUGAUCUGUUGUCUUCAAAGCGCAGCUUCUAAUCCCUUCUUCUUCAGUCAAGCCAUGGAUUUGGUCCAAGAAUUCAUCCAGCACCAUGGAUUCAACUUGUUCGAAACCACAGUUCUUCAAAUGGAAUGGCUGGUUUUAAGAGAGGGAGCUCCUACGGAGGCCGCAGAGCAUCUGAAGGCCCUAAUAAACAGCGUGAUGAAAAUAAUGAGCACUGUCAAGAAAGUGAAAUCGGAGCAACUUCAUCACUCAAUGUGCACAAGAAAAAGGCACAGACGGUGCGAAUACUCGCACUUCAUGCACCACCACAGGGAUCUCUCAGGUCUCCUGGUGUCGGCUUUUAAAAACCAGGUUUCCAAAAACCCAUUCGAGGAGACCGCAGACGGAGAUGUUUAUUAUCCCGAGCGGUGCUGUUGUAUCGCGGUGUGCGCCCACCAGUGCCUGCGCUUGCUGCAGCAGGCUUCCCUGAGCAGCACUUGUGUCCAGGUUCUGUCUGGUGUGCACACCGUCGGAAUAUGCUGUUGCAUGGAUCCCAAAUCCGUAAUCAUUCCUUUGCUCCACGCGUUCAAAUCACCGGCGCUGAAAAAUUUUCAGCCGCACAUACUGAAUAUCCUUAACAAACUUAUUCUGGAUCAGUUAGGAGGAGCCGAGGUCCCACAGAAAAUGAAAAAAGCAGCUUGCAACAUUUGUACCGUUGACCCUGACCAGCUAGCCAAAUUAGAGGAAGCACUGCAGGGAAGCCCAUGGGAGGCUGAACCUUCCCCAAGCCCGUCCAGUCCCUCUCACAGAUCUCAAGGGAUCCUGCCCAGCAGCGGGUCCGAAGACUUGUUGUGGAGAUGGGGCGCCUUAGAGGCUUAUCAGAAUUUUGUUUUUGAAGAAGACAGGUUCCGUAGUGUGCAGAUUGCAAAUCACAUUUGCACUUUAAUCCAGAAGGGCAAUGUAAUUGUUCGGUGGAAGCUGUAUAAUUGCAUAUUUAAUCCCGUGCUCCAAAGAGGCGUCGAGUUAGCACGUCACUGUCAACACCUUAGCAUUACUUCAGCUCAGGCCCAUGUGUGCAGCCAUCAUAACCAGUGUUUGCCUCCAGAAGUGCUUCAGAUUUACUUAAAAACUCUGCCUGCUCUGCUUAAAUCAAGGGUAAUAAGAGAUUUGUUUUUAAGUCGUAAUGGAGUAAGUCAAAUAAUUGAAUUAAAUUACUUAGAUGAUGUUCGAAGUCAUUCCCUAAAAGCAUUUGAAACUCUGAUAAUCAGCCUAGGGGAACAACAAAAGGAUUCUUCAAUUCCAGGUAUUGAUGGGCUAGACGGCGAACAGAAGGAAUUGUCGUCUUUAAAUGCAGGUACUUCCUUUCGUAACCAGCAAGCUUAUUCAGAUUCUCCUCAGAGUCUUAGCAAAUUUUAUGCCAGCCUCAAAGACACUUAUCCAAGGAAACGGAAGUUUGUUCAUCAGGAUGUUCAUACCAACAUGAUAAACCUGUUCCUCUGUGUGGCAUUCUUAUGUGUAAGUAAAGAAGCAGAAUCUGAUAGAGAGUCGGCCAAUGAUUCCGAAGAUACUUCGGGCUAUGACAGUACAGCGAGCGAGCCCUUCCAUCAUAUGCCGCCAUGUUUAUCUCCUGAGAGCCUUGUCUUGCCUUCUCCCAAACACAUGCACCAAGCGGCAGACAUUUGGUCCAUGUGUCGUUGGAUCUACAUGUUGAGUCCAGUUUUCCAGAAACAGUUUUAUAGGCUUGGUGGUUUCCAAGCGUGCCAUAAAUUAAUAUUUAUGAUCAUACAGAAACUGUUCAGAAGUCAUGAAGAAGAGCAAGGAAGAAAGGAAGGAGACCUACAUGUAUAUGAAAACCAAGAUUUAAAUAGAACUUCUCAAUCUGAGAUCACUGUGAAGGAAGAUCUAUCAUCUUUGACUAUAAAAAGAGACUCCAUGCCAUCAGGAAUGGGUAGUCCAAAACAGAGUGCUGACAGUUUAGGUAAAUUAGAGUCACAGCAUAUCUCUUCCAAAAAUACGGGCCAUGUUUCAGCUACUGAAGCUGCUCCUGAGGAAGCAAAGGUAUUUAUGAGUCAAGAAAGUGAGACCUCACUUCAGAGCAUACGACUUCUGGAAGCCCUUUUGGCCAUUUGUCUUCAUAGUACCAGAGCUAGUCAGCAAAAGAUGGAAUUAGAGUUACCUAAUCAGAAUUUGUCUGUGGAAAACAUACUGUUUGAAAUGAGGGACCAUCUCUCCCAGUCAAAGGUGAUUGAAACAGAAUUAGCAAAGCCUUUAUUUGAUGCCCUGCUUCGAGUCGCACUGGGGAAUCACUCAGUAGAUUUUGACCACCAUGAUGCCAUGACUGAGAAGAGUCAUCAGUCUGAAGAAGGAUUGUCAUCCCAACCUGGUGAUUUUUCGGAAGAAGCUGAGGAUUCUCAGUGUUGUAGUCUUAAACUUUUGGCUGAAGAAGAAGGUUAUGAAGCAGAUAGUGAAAGCAACCCUGAGGACAGUGAAACCCGAGAUGAUGGUGUAGACGUAAAGCCUGAAGUAGAAGUUUUCAGCGCAUCAGGCAAUCCGAAGGACUUACUUGAAAACCUCACAGACGGGGAAAUAAUAUAUCCUGAGAUUUUUAUGCUGGAAUUAAAUUUGCUUUCUGCUGGUAAAGCCAAACUUGAUGUACUUGUCCAUGUAUUUGAGAGUUUUUUGAAAAUCAUCAGGCAGAAAGAAAAGAAUAUAUCUCUCCUCAUGCAACAGGGAACUGUGAAAAAUCUUUUAGGAGGGUUCUUGAGUAUUUUAACACAGGCUGAUUCUGAUUUUCAAGCAUGCCAAAGAGUAUUGGUGGAUCUUUUGGUAUCUUUGAUGAGCUCAAGAACGUGUUCGGAAGAGCUAACCCUUCUUUUGAGAAUAUUUCUGGAGAAAUCUCCUUGUACAGAAGUUCUUCUUUUGGGUAUUCUGAAAAUUAUCGAAGGCGACAUUGCUAUGAGCCCUUCACAGUAUCUAACCUUCCCUUUACUGCAUACGCCAAACUUCAGCAAUGGCGCUUCGUCACAGAGGAGUCCUGGGAUUCUGAACAGUAAGGCCCUGGGAUUAUUACGGAGAGCACAGAGUUCGCAGAGCAGGAAAGAGGCCGACAGUGAAAGUUUCCCCCAGCGGCUGCUCUCCUCCUGGCACGUAGCCCCAGUGCACUUGCCGUUGCUGGGGCAGAACUGCUGGCCACACCUGUCAGAAGGGUUCAGCGUCUCACUGUGGUUUAGCGUGGAGCGCAUCCACGCAGCGGAGAGUGCCAUGGAGAAAGGAAAGAAGAUAAAGAAAAGAAACAAGUCCUUAAUGUCGCGGGACAGUAGUUUGGAUGGCGCAGAGAACAACAGACUGGAAGGUGCCGAGUACAUAAAUCCUGGUGAAAAGCUCAUAGAAGAAGGAUGUAUUCAUAUGAUUUCCUUGGGAUCCAAAGCUCUGAUGAUGCAAGUGUGGGCUGAUGCCCGCAAUGGCACUUUUAUCUUCCGUAUGUGCAUGGAUUCAAACGAUGACAUGAAAGCUAUUUUACUGGCACAGGUUGAAUCACAGGAGAAUAUUUUCGUCCCCAGCAAAUGGCAACACUUGGUCCUCACCUACCUACAGCAGCCCCAAGGGAAGAAGAAUAACCAUGGGAAAAUCUCCAUAUGGAUCUCUGGGCAGAGGAAACCUGAUGUUACUUUGGACUUUAUGCUUCCGAGAAGAACAAGCUUGUCAUCUGAUAGCAAUAAAACAUUUUGCAUGAUUGGCCACUGUUCAUCAUCCCAAGAAGAGUUUUUGCAAUUGGCUGGAAAAUGGGACCUGGGAAAUUUACUCCUCUUCAACGGAGCUAAGAUUGAUUCACAGGAGGCCUUUUAUCUAUAUGCUUGUGGACCCAACCAUACAUCUAUAAUGCCAUGUAAAUAUGGCAAGCCUGCGAAUGACUUCUCCAAAUAUAUUAAUAAGGACAUUUUGCGAUGUGAAAAAAUCAGAGAACUUUUUAUGACCAAGAAGGAAGUGGACAUUGGUCUCUUAAUUGAAAGUCUUUCCGUUGUUUACACAACUAACUGUCCUGCUCAGUAUACCAUCUAUGAGCCAGUUAUUAGACUUAAAGUCCAGAUGAAAACCCAACUUUCUCAAAGGCCCUUCAGCUCAAAAGAAGUUCAGAGCAUCUUGUUAGAACCUCAUUAUCUAAAGAAUCUCCAGCCUACGGAAUGUAAAACUAUUCAAGGCGUCCUGCACGAGAUCGGUGGAACUGGUAUAUUUGUCUUUCUCUUUGCUAGGGUUGUGGAACUCAGCAACUGUGAAGAAACUCAAGCAUUAGCACUGAGAGUUAUACUCUCAUUAAUUAAAUACAACCAACAGAGAAUACAUGAAUUAGAAAAUUGUAAUGGACUUUCCAUGAUUCAUCAGGUGUUGAUUAAACAAAAAUGCAUUGUUGGUUUUCAUGUUUUGAAGACUCUUUUUGAAGGUUGCUGUGGUGAAGAUAUCAUUCAUGUCAACGAGAGUGGAGAGUUUAAGUUGGAUGUAGAGUCUAAUGCUAUAAUCCAAGAUGUUAAACUGCUAGAGGAGCUCCUGCUUGACUGGAAGAUAUGGAAUAAAGCCAAGCGCGGAGCCUGGGAAGCCCUGCUGGCGGCUCUGGAGGUCCUCAUCAGAGCAGAUCACCAGCAGCACGUCUUCAAUAUAAAGCAGUUACUGAAGGCUCGCGUGGUCCAUCACUUUCUACUGACUUGUCAGGUUUUGCAGGAACACAAAGAGGGGCAGCUUACAUCCAUGCCCCGAGAGGUUUGUAGAUCAUUUGUGAAAAUUAUAGCAGAAGUCCUUGGAUCUCCUCCAGAUUUGGAAUUAUUGACAAUUAUCUUCAAUUUCCUUUUAGCAGUUCACCCUCCUACUAAUACUUACGUUUGUCACAACCCCACAAACUUCUACUUUUCUUUACACAUAGAUGGCAAGAUCUUUCAGGAGAAAGUACAGUCAAUCAUGUACCUGAGACAUUCUAGCAGUGGAGGAAAGUCUGUUACUAGUCCUGGAUUUAUGGUAAUAAGCCCAUCUGGUUUUACUGCUUCGCCCCCUGAAGGAAACAAUUCCUCCAGGAUUAUCCCACAACGGACGAUCGCCAACAUUCUGCGUUCUAGAAGCCUACCAGCAUUUCCUACCGCUUCACCUCAAAUGCAACCACAAAAACUGACUGGAAGUUUGGGUUGUAGUAUUGACGAGUUACAAAAUAUUGCAGAUGAUUACAUUGCUUCCCAAGCAGAGAAACUGAAUUCUCUGGUGAGUUCCGGGACACUGAAGAAAGACAAAGAGGAUGCAUUCAUCAGUAGCUGCGAGUCCGCAAAAACCGUGUGUGAAACGGAACCUGCCGUUUCCGCCCGCGCCUCUGUCAAUGGUGUCCCAAAAGGAACCUUGGAAUUUCUGGGGGUCAGAGUAGAUCACAAAGAGUUGGGAGCAGAACCCAAAUCAGAAGAUGACGAGUCCUACCCACGCCGCCCUGAUCACCUGAAGGGACUGGCCUCAUUCCAGCAGAGCCACAGCACUAUCGCCAGCCUGGGGCUGGCUUUUCCUUCACACAACGGAUCCGCAGCCGUUGGACGCUGGCCGAGUCUCCUUGACAGGAACCCGGAUGACUGGGAAAACUUUGCCUUUUCCCUCAGUUACCAGCCGAACUCCAGCCGCACUGCAAGUACUCACAGCGUAACGGAAGACUGUCUGGUACCUAUCUGCUGUGGAUUAUACGAGCUCCUCAGUGGAGUCCUUCUCAUCCUGCCUGAUGUUAUGCUUCCAGAUGUGAUGGACAAGCUCAUCCAGGCAGACACGCUUUUAGUCCUCGUGAACCACCCAUCACCUGCUAUACAACAAGGAGUUGUUAAACUAUUAGAUGCAUAUUUUAAUAGAGCUUCUAAGGAACAAAAAGAUAAAUUCCUAAAGAACCGUGGCUUCUCCUUGCUAGCCAACCAGUUGUAUCUUCACCGGGGGACUCAGGAAUUGUUAGAAUGCUUCAUUGAAAUGUUCUUUGGUCGACGUAUUGGCCUUGAUGAAGAAUUUGAUCUGGAAGAUGUGAAAAACAUGGGACUGUUUCAGAAGUGGUCUGUCAUUCCUGUUCUGGGACUAAUAGAGACCUCUCUAUAUGACAACAUGCUCUUGCAUAGUGCUCUCCUACUUCUUCUCCAAAUAUUAAAUUCUUGUUCUAAGGUAGCAGAUAUGUUAUUGGAUAAUGGUCUACUGUACGUGUUAUGUAAUACAGUAGCAGCCCUGAAUGGAUUAGAAGAAAACGUUCCUCUGAAUGAAUACAAAUUGCUUGCUUGUGAUAUACAACAGCUUUUCGUAGCAGUGACCAUUCAUGCCUGCAGUUCCUCAGGCCCCCAGUAUUUUAGAGUCAUCGAAGACCUCAUCGUACUGCUUGGCUAUCUUCAAAAUAGCAAAAACAAGAGGACGCAAAGUAUGGCUGUUGCUCUGCAGUUUAGAGUUCUCCAAGCUGCUAUGGAAUUUAUAAGGACCACAGCAAAUCAUGACUCUGAAAACCUUGCAGAUACAUUCCGGUUACCCUCUCCUCCUCAUCAUGCAAUAUUUCAACCGCGGAAGAGCAUCGCUGGUUCAAUUCCAAUGAGGGGUUCCAUUAUUCCUCACCGACCAAGACGUCAUUUUGGUUCCUAUGGCCAACUUCCGAUGCCUUUCUCCUGCAGUCCAUUAAAUCAAGAUUCGUUCUCCCCAUAUCCUCCUGGAUCCACUACCUGUGUGGUACCUUUCGGAGCAGGUGCUCGAAAAUUUCCCCUUGCUCAGACCGACUCUCUCCUGAUGAAAAUGCGCUCAGUGGCAAGUGAUGAACUGCAUGUGAUGAUGCAACGGAGAAUGAGCCAGGAGAACCCCGUGCAGGCAUCUGAGACAGAGCUUGCUCAGAGACUACAGAGGCUCACCAUUUUAGCAGUUAACAGGAUUAUUUAUCAAGAGUUUAAUCCAGACAUUAUUGACAUUUUGAGUACUCCAGAAAAUGCGACUCAAAGCAAGACCUCAGUUUCCCAGACUGAAAUUUCUGAAGAAAAUGUUCAUCAGGAACAGCCUUCCAUUUUCAAUCCAUUUCAGAAGGAGAUAUUCACAUAUCUGGUAGAAGGAUUCAAAAUAUCUAUUGGUUCAGGUAAAACCAGUGGUUCCAAGCAGCAGUGGACUAAAAUCUUAUGGUCUUGUAAGGAAACCUUCAGAAUGCAGCUUGGCCGACUCCUGGUCCAUAUUGUGUCACCAGCCCACUCUUCUCAAGAGAGAAAGCAAAUUUUCGAAAUAGUUCGUGAACCAAAUCAUCAGGAAAUACUGCGAGACUGUCUUAGUCCAUCCCUGCAACAUGGAGCCAAGUUAGUUUUGUAUUUGUCAGAGUUGAUACAUAAUCACCAAGAUGAAUUGACUGAAGAAGAACUAGGCUCAGCGGAAUUGCUUAUGAAUGCUCUAAAACUGUGUGGUCAUAAGUAUCUCCCUCCCAGUGCAACAACAAAAGCAGACCUUAUCAAAAUGAUCAAAGAGGAACAAAAGAAAUAUGAAACUGAAGAAGGUACGAAUAAAGACACCUGGCAGAAAACAGUUAACAAUAACCAACAAAGUCUCUUUCAGCGUCUGGAUUCAAAAUCAAAGGAUAUAUCUAAGAUCGCUGCAGAUAUCACCCAGGCAGUAUCUCUGUCCCAGGGAAUUGAGAGGAAAAAGGUGAUCCAGCAUAUCAGAGGCAUGUACAAGGUAGAUCUGAGUGCCAGCAGACACUGGCAGGAGCUUAUCCAACAGCUGACGCAUGAUAGAGUGGCCUGGUAUGAUCCCCUGUACUAUCCAACUUCCUGGCAACUGGAUCCAACAGAAGGACCAAAUCGAGAGAGGAGACGUUUACAGAGAUGUUACUUAACUAUUCCAAAUAAGUAUCUCCUGCGGGAUAGACAGAAAUCAGAAGCAGAUGUGGUCAAACCACCACUCUCUUUCCUGUUUGAAGAUAAAACUCACUCUUCUUUCUCCUCGACCGUAAAAGACAAAGCUGCAAGUGAGUCUAUAAGAGUGAACCGAAGAUGUAUCAGUGUUGCACCGUCUAGAGAGACAGCUGGUGAGUUGUUACUAGGUAAAUGUGGAAUGUAUUUUGUGGAAGAUAAUGCUUCUGAUACAGUUGAAAGUUCGAGCCUUCAGGGAGAGUUGGAACCAGCAUCAUUUUCCUGGACAUAUGAAGAAAUUAAAGAAGUUCACAAGCGUUGGUGGCAGUUGAGAGACAAUGCUGUAGAAAUCUUUUUAACAAAUGGCAGGACACUCCUGUUAGCAUUUGAUAACACCAAGGUUCGUGAUGACGUGUACCACAGUAUACUAACAAAUAACCUCCCUAAUCUCCUGGAAUAUGGCAACAUCAACGCUCUGACAAAUUUAUGGUAUACUGGACAAAUUACGAAUUUUGAAUAUUUGACUCACUUAAACAAACAUGCCGGCCGAUCCUUCAACGAUCUCAUGCAGUAUCCAGUGUUCCCAUUUAUACUUGCUGACUACGUUAGUGAGACCCUUGACCUCAGUGAUCCCUCAGUCUACAGAAAUCUCUCUAAGCCUAUAGCUGUGCAAUAUAAAGAAAAAGAAGAUCGUUAUGUGGACACCUACAAGUACCUGGAGGAGGAGUACCGCAAAGGAGCCAGGGAGGACGACCCCAUGCCUCCCGUGCAGCCCUACCACUACGGCUCCCACUACUCCAAUAGUGGCACGGUGCUCCACUUCCUGGUCAGGAUGCCUCCGUUCACGAAAAUGUUUUUAGCCUAUCAAGAUCAAAGUUUUGACAUUCCAGACAGAACUUUUCAUUCUACAAAUACAACUUGGCGCCUCUCAUCUUUUGAGUCCAUGACUGAUGUCAAAGAACUUAUCCCAGAGUUUUUUUAUCUUCCAGAAUUCUUAGUCAACCGUGAAGGUUUUGAUUUUGGUGUGCGUCAGAACGGUGAACGGGUUAAUCACGUCAACCUCCCUCCUUGGGCACGUAACGAUCCCCGUCUUUUUAUCCUCAUUCAUCGACAGGCUCUAGAGUCUGACUACGUGUCCCAGAACAUCUGUCAAUGGAUUGACUUGGUAUUCGGGUAUAAGCAAAAAGGGAAGGCUUCCGUUCAAGCCAUCAAUGUUUUUCAUCCUGCUACGUAUUUCGGAAUGGAUGUGUCUGCAGUUGAAGACCCUGUUCAGAGGCGGGCCCUAGAAACCAUGAUAAAAACCUACGGCCAGACCCCUCGUCAGUUGUUCCAGUCGGCCCACGCGAGCAGACCCGGAUCCAAGCUCAACAUCGAAGGAGAGCUCCCUGCUGCCGUGGGGUUGUUAGUACAGUUUGCUUUCAGGGACACCCGAGAACAGGUCAAAGAAAUUACCUACCCGAGCCCUCUGUCGUGGAUAAAAGGCUUGAAAUGGGGGGAGUAUGUAGGUUCUCCAAGUGCUCCGGUACCUGUGGUCUGCUUCAGCCAGCCCCACGGAGAAAGAUUUGGUUCUCUCCAGGCUCUGCCCACCAGAGCCAUCUGUGGAUUGUCCCAAAAUUUCUGUCUGCUGAUGACAUACAGCAAAGAACAAGGUGUGAGAAGCAUGAACAGUACCGACAUUCAGUGGUCAGCCAUCCUGAGCUGGGGAUAUGCUGAUAACAUUUUAAGGUUGAAGAGCAAACAAAGUGAGCCUCCAAUAAACUUUAUACAAAGUUCUCAACAGUAUCAGGUGACUAGUUGUGCCUGGGUACCUGACAGCUGCCAGCUGUUUACUGGGAGCAAAUGCGGUGUCAUCACGGCCUACGCAAACAGGCUCACCAGCAGCACGCCUUCAGAGAUAGAAAUGGAGUCCCAGAUACAUCUCUAUGGGCACACAGAAGAGAUAACCAGCUUAUUUGUUUGCAAACCCUACAGUAUAAUGAUAAGUGUGAGCAGAGAUGGCACCUGCAUCAUAUGGGAUUUAAACAGGUUGUGCUAUGUACAAAGCCUGGCAGGACACAAAAGCCCUGUCACAGCCGUCUCUGCCAGUGAAACCACAGGUGACAUUGCCACUGUAUGUGACUCAGCUGGUGGAGGCAGUGACCUCAGACUCUGGACAGUGAAUGGGGACCUCGUUGGACAUGUCCACUGCAGAGAGAUCAUUUGUUCUGUUGCUUUCUCUAACCAGCCAGAGGGAGUAUCUAUCAAUGUGAUUGCCGGGGGAUUAGAAAACGGAAUUGUAAGGUUAUGGAGUACAUGGGACCUAAAGCCUGUGCGAGAAAUCACAUUUCCUAAAUCAAAUAAGCCGAUUGUAAGCCUCACGUUUUCCUGUGACGGCCACCAUCUGUACACCGCGAACAGUGACGGGACCGUGAUCGCCUGGUGCCGGAAGGACCAGCAGCGCUUCAAACAGCCCAUGUUCUAUUCCUUCCUCAGCAGCUACGCAGCUGGCUGAAUGAGAGAGAACCUCGCUCCUCCAAAGCACUUUAGCUCCAAACUCGAUUUGUAGACCUUCCCGGUUUUGGGGAGGUUGAACUUGAAGAAACGGAUGACGAAACAAAUCAUCCAAAUAACGAUCAGCCCUCUUCACCUGCACAAUAUUCUGCAGCCUCCCAAGGUCCUAAGAGAACAGUUUUGUUCUAAUUUAGUGAUAAUCCAGAGGGCUGUGUCAGUAUGUCCCAAGCAACAAGAUUCAAGUCUUACACGAUAAAUUAAAAUCAUAUCUUUAAAGUUUUUACCCAUAAGCAUAAUCUAAAGAAAGGAUUAGGGUCUCUGCUUUUUCUGUUAUUCCAAAAGGGCCAGUAGAAUGUCAAGUGGUUAGCCUAAUUGUUUAUAUAAAAUACUCUAAAAAUUAUAUUUAAAAAGUUUUAUGCCAAGAUAAUCCACCCUCCCCCUGAGAAAAGGAAGGAAGGAAGGAAG
This is a messenger RNA of Acinonyx jubatus (cheetah), 12774 nucleotides long. RefSeq names its product lysosomal trafficking regulator (gene LYST). Gene Ontology annotation, biological process: intracellular protein localization. Bases 752 to 12310 code for a protein of 3852 amino acids. Gene Ontology annotation, cellular component: cytosol; membrane. The transcript has 55 exons. Lineage: Eukaryota; Metazoa; Chordata; Mammalia; Carnivora; Felidae. The record is from RefSeq and is a predicted model, not a curated record. Gene Ontology annotation, molecular function: protein kinase binding.